AUGAACAAAGAGAAGCCUGAUAUUGAGCACGUAGAACAUAGAAAAGACGAAAAGAAUGUUGAAAUUGGUAUUCAAUCGAUCCCUUCGUUAGAUGUUGAUGGGAAACCUGUUGAAGUUUCAGAAGUGGAGCGCCCUAAGUUACUCAGUAGACAAUUGAUACCACUUUAUUGUUGCUGCCUAAUUGUUUAUUUCUGUUCUACCAUGAAUGGAUUCGAUGGUAGUUUAAUGGGUAGUAUUUAUACAUUGCCAGACUACCUUGAGUAUUACAAUUUGGAUAUGAGUUCAACUGGCACUGGUCUUAUUGUCUCUAUAUAUUACAUUGGACAAAUAGUUGGAGCUUUUUUUUGUUCCUUGAUGGACUGGAAGGGAAGGAAGGUCGCAAUUCUCACAGGCUGUAUUGGUGCUUGUAUUGGCGCGGUGAUUACUGCAGUUGCAAAAGAUACGAAAACGUUAAUCGGUGGUAGAUUUUUUCUUUCUAUGUGUACUACUAUUGCCGUUGCCGCUGCUCCAGCUUAUUGUGUUGAAAUUGCUCCCUCACAUCUCAGAGGUACUGUUGCUGGUCUUUACAAUACUCUUUGGUAUGUGGGGUCCCUUGUAGCUGCAUUCACGGCUUAUGGCGCAGAUUUAAAUUAUCGUGGUUCUACCAAAUCAUUCAAACUUCCUCUCUGGUUGCAAAUAAUUUUUCCUGGUAUAGUGGUAUUAUUUGGCUGGUUUAUUCCUGAAUCUCCUAGAUGGUUGGUUGGAGUUCACAGAGUUGAUGAGGCUAGAAAAAUUAUCGCCAAGUACCACUGUAACGGUGAUGAAACUCACCCAUUGGUAGAUCUUGAAAUAGCAGAAAUGAUUGACUCCUUUAAUGAUGUGAAACUUUCUGAUCCUAUUAAGGUCCUUGACAUGAGACCUUUAGUCACAAAACGUUCUGAUAGAUACAGACUCGGAUUGGUUAUUGCAAUGGCAUGGUUUGGACAAUUCUCAGGAAAUAAUGUUGCAUCUUACUAUCUUCCAACAAUGCUCAACAAAGUUGGUAUGACUUCAGCUUCAACUAAUGUACUCAUGAAUGGUAUUUACUCUCUUGUUUGUUGGUUUGCCUCCAUAUUAGGGUCAUUUUCACACGAUAAGGUGGGUAGAAGAAAAAUGUUCAUGUUUUCUACUCUUGGUUCAUCGUUGAUGUUAUCGGGUCUCGCUAUAUGUACAGCCAGAUACAAUAUCACACCAACAAAUGGCGCUUCAACAGGUACACUUGUUUUUAUAUACCUUUUUGGUGUAAUUUUUUCAUUUGCAUUCACACCUAUGCAACCAAUUUACCCUUCUGAAGUUUCAUCGAAUAUUUUAAGGUCGCGUAGCAUGAUUGUUGUGUACCUUACCUCGGGUAUCGCAUCAUUUGUCAACCAGUUUUCAGCUCCCAAAGCUAUGGAAAAUAUAGGAUAUUGGUAUUACGUUUUUUUCGUCUUCUGGGAUAUAUUUGAAUUUGCUAUUAUUUAUUUCUUUUUCGUUGAGACUAGACAUAAAUCUCUUGAAGAGUUAGAAAAAAUAUUUGAAGCAAAAAAUCCAAGAAAAGUUUCCGUUGGAAAUUAUAAUGAUGAAGAUGAAAAAAUAGAGGAGGUAGAAGUAGCAAGACAAAGACAUGUUAUUGAGCUUACUAAUAAAUUUGUCAAUGAAAGAUCUGUCCACCAGGAUGUAUAA
Debaryomyces fabryi is the source of this 1680-nucleotide messenger RNA. RefSeq lists its product as uncharacterized. The record is from RefSeq and is a predicted model, not a curated record. Bases 1 to 1680 code for a protein of 559 amino acids. The transcript has a single exon. Gene Ontology annotation, cellular component: membrane. Gene Ontology annotation, molecular function: carbohydrate:proton symporter activity. NCBI's taxonomy places the organism in Eukaryota, Fungi, Ascomycota, Pichiomycetes, Serinales, Debaryomycetaceae. Gene Ontology annotation, biological process: transmembrane transport; carbohydrate transport.